UUUCUGAACAAAAUUAAUAUUCAGUAUUAUAUCUGGCAUAUAGAUUCUCUUACUCUUGGUGUAAUGACAGCAUUCCCAGUUUAGGAAACUGUUGUAAAAUCUUGUGUCUUGGUUGUGGCUGAGGCUUUGGGAAGGCCAGAGCCCCCUUUGCCACCACCCCUACGGUGUCAGCUCCAAGCCUGGGCCUGAGGGUUUGAUGGGGAGCGGGUGAGCUGGAUCCUGAUCUCAGUGGUCAGUGGCCAGAUCCUGGGCUGCUGGCCAGAACCCUGGCUUUGUGAGUGGCUGCAGCUUGGCUCUGCUCCAGCCCACAGGGGCUAAAGGGGCGGGUAGGGAGCGUGUAGGGAGCGUGUACGUGGCUUUGUGUCCUUGGCUCCUCCAGACUCUCACAUAUGCGGGCACCAUAUACUUCUGCUGCCCUUGUGCCCCAAUCAUUGCACAAACAGAAACAGCUCUGACAGAGAAGGGACUGCUAGAGUUAGGAACCCUAGGGCCUGGAAGGAAGGUAUGGCUCUCAGAGUGACCUGGGGUUUAUUCAGUCCCCUCUGGACCUGUUUCCCUGGCAACGCUGUGGGAACAACAGUCUAUGCAACACAGGAGACCUGAUGCCACCUGGUGUCCUCCAAAUUUGAAGGUGAAGGCAGGGAUUGUGAAUGAUGCAGGGAUGGCCAGAAUGGUUUUUGCCUUCAUUCUUUUCCCAGGGGAACCAAGCCUGUGGGUAGGGAAAUCACACUAAGGCUGGACAGUGACUGAAUCUGGCCCAGGAGAAACUUAGCUGCCUGCCUUCCAGACCAGGGUUUUUCUUCCCUGAGAUCCUGGAGGGGAAGUACCUGGAACUUGGGAGUGUUGCCCUGGUCUAGAAGAUCUGAUAGACAUAGUAUGCACACAUUUCCCUCGAGCUUCCCAUGACUGGGGAGUAGAUGAGAACCCUGGGUGGGUGGCUGGUUUCUUGAGGCAUACAUAUACCCAACACACCUCACACCUCUGAUUUGGCCGCAUUUUGGAAUCAUCUGGGAAGUUUUAAACAAUACUGAUGCCUAGGUCCAACCUCCAGAGAUUCUGAUUUAAUUGGUAUGGGGUGGGGUUUUGCAGUUUUCAAACCACAAUAUCCAGCAAAGUUUGAGAACCACUGCCCUACACAGCCCUCCUUCUUCUUUAUCUUAUCUGGAGUCAGGGGCACCUUCAGCUUCUCCAAUCACCUGGCCAGUGGCUGUUGUUUCCAGUCCUGCUGUUCCAGGGUGGAUGGGCCUUCAGGCGGAGACCCAGGAAUCCAGCUCCAGACUCUGUCCCAGGCAGCCUCUUCAGUCCGGGACGGGACAGGAAGUGUCCGGCGGAGGUGGGGGUGGAGAUGAGCAGCAGCUGCUCAGGGCUGAGCAGGGUCCUGGUGGCCGUGGCUACAGCCCUGGUGUCUGCCUCCUCCCCCUGCCCCCAGGCCUGGGGCCCCCCAGGGGUCCAGUAUGGGCAGCCCGGCAGGUCUGUGAAGCUGUGUUGUCCUGGAGUGACUGCCGGGGACCCAGUGUCCUGGUUUCGGGACGGGGAGCCAAAGCUGCUCCAGGGACCUGACUCUGGGCUAGGGCAUGAACUGGUCCUGGCCCAGGCAGACAGCACUGAUGAGGGCACCUACAUCUGCCGGACCCUGGAUGGUGCACUUGGGGGCACAGUGACCCUGCAGCUGGGCUACCCUCCAGCCCGCCCUGUUGUCUCCUGCCAAGCAGCCGACUAUGAGAACUUCUCUUGCACUUGGAGUCCCAGCCAGAUCAGCGGUUUACCCACCCGCUACCUCACCUCCUACAGGUGUGUGCGUGAUCAGGUGUGGAUGCCUACACAUUUGGAUGGCCCCCUCCCCACCAGGAAGAAGACAGUCCUAGGAGCUGAUAGCCAGAGGAGGAGUCCAUCCACAGGGCCCUGGCCAUGCCCACAGGAUCCCCUAGGGGCUGCCCGCUGUGUUGUCCACGGGGCUGAGUUCUGGAGCCAGUACCGGAUUAAUGUGACUGAGGUGAACCCACUGGGUGCCAGCACACGCCUGCUGGAUGUGAGCUUGCAGAGCAUCUUGCGCCCUGACCCACCCCAGGGCCUGCGGGUAGAGUCGGUACCAGGUUACCCCCGACGCCUGCGAGCCAGCUGGACAUACCCUGCCUCCUGGCCGCGCCAGCCCCACUUCCUGCUCAAGUUCCGUUUGCAGUACCGUCCGGCGCAGCAUCCAGCCUGGUCCACGGUGGAGCCAGCUGGACUGGAGGAGGUGAUCACAGAUGCUGUGGCUGGGCUGCCCCAUGCUGUACGAGUCAGUGCCCGGGACUUUCUAGAUGCUGGCACCUGGAGCACCUGGAGCCCGGAGGCCUGGGGAACCCCGAGCACUGGGACAGUACCAAAGGAGAUACCAGCUUGGGGCCAGCUACACACGCAGCCAGAGGUGGAGCCUCAGGUGGACAGCCCUGCUCCUCCAAGGCCUUCCCUCCAACCACAUCCUCGGCUACUUGAUCACAGGGACUCUGUGGAGCAGGUAGCUGUGCUGGUGUCUUUGGGAAUCCUUUCUUUCCUGGGACUGGUGGCUGGGGCCCUGGCACUGGGGCUCUGGCUGAGGCUGAGACGGGGCGGGAAGGAUGGAUCCCCAAAGCCUGGGUUCUUGGCCUCAGUGAUUCCAGUGGACAGGCAUCCAGGAGCUCCAAACCUGUAGCGGACCCAGGAGGGCUUCGGCAGAUUCCACCUAUAAUUCUGUCUUGCUGGUGUGGAUGGAUGGACAGAUAGAAACCAUGCAGGACAGUAGAUCCCUAUGGUUGGGUCUCAGCUGGAAGUUCUGUUUGGAGCCCAUUUCUGUGAGACCCUAUAUUUCAAAUUUGCAGCUGAAAGGUGCUUGUACCUCUGAUUUCACCCCAGAGUUGGAGUUCUGCUCGAGGAACGUGUGUAAUGUGUACAUCUGUGUCCAUGUGUGACCAUGUGUCUGUGAGGCAGGGAACAUGUAUUCUCUGCAUGCAUGUAUGUAGGUACCUGGGGAGUGUGUGUGGGUCCUUGGCUCUUGGCCUUUCCCCUUGCAGGGACUGUGCAGGUGUGAAUAAAGAGAAUAAGGAAGUUCUUGGA
This is a messenger RNA of Pongo pygmaeus (Bornean orangutan), 3072 nucleotides long. RefSeq names its product interleukin 11 receptor subunit alpha (gene IL11RA). The record is from RefSeq and is a predicted model, not a curated record. Gene Ontology annotation, cellular component: membrane. The transcript is spliced from 13 exons. NCBI's taxonomy places the organism in Eukaryota, Metazoa, Chordata, Mammalia, Primates, Hominidae. Gene Ontology annotation, molecular function: protein binding; cytokine receptor activity. Bases 1346 to 2671 code for a protein of 441 amino acids.